CAGGCAGGCUCUGACGUGUUGGGGAGGAGCCGGGCGCGGAGGUGCGCGGAGUGGAGCUCAAGGCUGCGGAGGGGAGCGGAGCUGAGCGGCUGGGCGGGCCUGGCCAGGCCAGCGGAGAGGAGACGUCGGUCGAGCGGCGGCGAACAUGCGCUUUUGACACAUUGGAGGCUUUCUUGAUCAUGGAUGGUGAAGAUAUACCAGAUUUUUCAAGUUUAAAGGAGGAAACUGCUUACUGGAAGGAACUUUCCUUGAAGUAUAAACAAAGCUUCCAGGAAGCUCGGGAUGAGCUAGUUGAAUUCCAGGAAGGAAGCAGAGAAUUAGAAGCAGAGUUGGAGGCACAGUUAGUACAGGCUGAACAAAGAAAUAGAGACUUGCAAGCUGAUAACCAAAGACUGAAGUAUGAAGUGGAAGCAUUAAAGGAGAAACUGGAGCAUCAGUAUGCACAGAGCUACAAGCAGGUCUCAGUAUUAGAAGAUGAUUUAAGUCAGACUCGGGCCAUUAAGGAGCAGUUACAUAAGUAUGUGAGAGAGCUGGAGCAGGCCAAUGAUGACCUGGAGCGAGCAAAGAGGGCAACAAUAGUUUCGCUGGAAGACUUUGAACAAAGGCUAAAUCAAGCCAUUGAACGAAAUGCAUUUUUAGAAAGUGAACUUGAUGAAAAGGAAUCUUUGUUGGUCUCUGUACAGAGGUUAAAGGAUGAAGCAAGAGAUUUAAGACAAGAACUAGCUGUUCGGGAGAGACAGCAGGAAGUAACUAGAAAGUCGGCUCCCAGUUCUCCAACUCUAGACUGUGAAAAGAUGGAUUCUGCUGUCCAAGCAUCACUUUCUUUGCCAGCUACUCCUGUUGGCAAAGGAACAGAGAACAGUUUUCCUUCACCAAAAGCUAUACCAAACGGUUUUGGUACCAGCCCACUGACUCCUUCAGCUAGGAUAUCAGCACUAAACAUCGUGGGGGACCUCUUACGGAAAGUAGGGGCUUUAGAAUCCAAAUUAGCAGCUUGCAGGAAUUUUGCAAAGGACCAAGCAUCACGAAAAUCCUAUAUUUCAGGGAAUGUUAACUGUGGGGUGAUGAAUAGCAACGGCACGAAGUUCUCUCGAUCAGGGCACACGUCUUUCUUCGACAAAGGGCAAGAAAAAGUCAUAUUUCCCACGUUGUUCAUGGGUAACUGAACUUGUUUGCUGUGCUCUUUCAUUCUUAAUCAUGGGCAGUAAACGGCUUUGACCCGGCUUCUCCUCCUCCCGGUCUGGGCUCCUCGCGCCCGUCGUCGGCACCGGGUAUGCUGCCUCUCAGCGUGUGAGUGCCCGGCCUCCAGGUCGGGGCUCCCGCCCUCCUGCAACAACCCAGGACACCCACGCCUCACCCCUCGGUGCCCGGGCCCAGCUCGUGCCCCUCCGUCUGCCUCCCCACGGCUGGCAGAGGGCAGGCUGCAUGCAGUGGCGGCUGCUGGGCCCUGCCCAGCCCCAGGACUCUGCGCGACAUCAAUACUGGCUAUUUUCUCUUCUCGCCGUAGUGCCGUUGGUUUCACAUGAUUGCACUUUUGUGGGUCACAAGGUGAUACAUACACGUAUUACUUGGUCACUGGAUGCAGAAGUACCCAUUCAUCACACCUGCCUCAUAGCCCCCUCCCUGCUGUACUGAUAGGAUUUAGUUAUGUUUAGGACAUUGCAGAUCUUCUAGAGGUUCUCCCCCAAAUCAGGUCGACGUGUGCUCUCCUCCUGAGCUCCCACCCAAGCAUCUCCAGUGCUCAUGGAUCAUGUGUCCCCCACCUCCACCCCCACGGUUUGGGCCUGUUGCUGGCAAAGAGUCAGGAAGAUUACUGAAUUAGGGAACAUUUUCUGCACCUUCUGGUUUUACUUUAGCAGUUAUCAUUCCAUAGACUAGCCUCCCAGAGCAGCAAAACACCUGUCUGAGCCCAGGUGGCAGGAGCUUCUGGGACCUGGGCACAUGCAGGGCUGUGCCCCUGCCGUCUCCUCCUCCUCCACGUGCCUGAGACUCGGGGUAGGGGGUGGUGGCAUCCUCCUCGCCAGCUCUCUGGUCCUUCAGUUAAAUGACACCUUCAGAGUGUGUUUGUUUUGUUUUCAGAGGGCCUGUCCAGUUGUGUUAGGAAGGGUUGAGCGGCCUGAUUCCAGGGGCCGGCUGGUGCUAGCUCCUGGGGGUAGACUGACCAUAAGUGGUUGUCCCUGUGCAUCCUUUGAUUACUCUCAUGCUGCAUUUACUGUUUACAUUUGUUUUAUUGUACAUAGGUUUGUAAACAUUAUUGCCUAAGAUAUUUGUAUAUAACUUGGGCUUUGUAGCUUUUAUUUAUUCAGAACUCAUAUGGCAUGUUAAAGACUUAACGAUGGUGUCCUACUCUGGGCAGCUGUGUAGGAUCAUCAUGUGGUUAAAAAAAAUACUCCCCCUCAAAAAAAUCUUUUAAUGUGGAAACAAUAAAUUUCACAGAAAAAAAAGAAAAAGGAU
Molecule: messenger RNA, 2454 nt
Organism: Balaenoptera acutorostrata (minke whale)
Lineage: Eukaryota; Metazoa; Chordata; Mammalia; Artiodactyla; Balaenopteridae
Gene: NDEL1
Product: nudE neurodevelopment protein 1 like 1
Exons: 10
Coding region: 180-1166 (328 amino acids)
Biological process (GO): microtubule nucleation; regulation of neuron projection development; establishment of mitotic spindle orientation
Cellular component (GO): kinetochore; centrosome; kinesin complex
Molecular function (GO): microtubule binding
Source: RefSeq, a predicted model, not a curated record